AUUUCGAUGUCGAUCAUUUUGUGUCUGACUGUAGGAAGCGGGUCCAGUUGGAAGAACUGAGAGAUGAUCUGGAACUCUACUAUAAACUUCUUAAAACAGCCAUGGUAGAACUCAUCAACAAGGAUUAUGCAGAUUUUGUCAACCUUUCAACAAACUUGGUUGGCAUGGACAAAGCCCUCAACCAGCUUUCUGUGCCUUUGGGACAAUUACGAGAAGAAGUUCUGAGCCUCAGAUCAUCUGUCAGUGAAGGAAUUCGGGCAGUAGAUGAACGAAUGUCUAAACAAGAGGACAUUAGGAAAAAAAAGAUGUGUGUGUUGAGGCUUAUACAAGUUAUUCGAUCAGUUGAAAAAAUUGAAAAAAUCUUAAACUCGCAAAGUUCUAAAGAAACAUCUGCACUAGAAGCAAGCAGCCCACUUUUGACUGGACAGAUUUUGGAGAGAAUCGCCACAGAAUUUAACCAGUUACAGUUUCAUGCUGUUCAAAGCAAAGGCAUGCCUCUUUUGGACAAAGUAAGACCACGUAUAGCCGGCAUUACAGCCAUGCUACAACAGUCAUUGGAAGGUCUCCUUUUAGAAGGCCUUCAGACUUCCAACGUUGAUAUAAUACGGCACUGCUUGCGGACUUACGCCACAAUUGACAAGACACGGGACGCAGAGGCCUUAGUUGGUCAAGUGCUAGUGAAACCAUACGUAGACGAGGUGAUUGUAGAGCACUUUGUGGAAGCUCAUCCCAAUGGCCUUCAGAUCAUGUAUAAUAAACUCCUGGAGUUUGUUCCUCAUCAUUGCCGUCUUCUUCGGGAAGUCACAGGAGGAGCCAUCUCAAGUGAAAAAGGCAAUACUGUUCCUGGAUAUGACUUUUUGGUGAAUUCUGUUUGGCCAGAAAUAGUACAAGGAUUAGAAGAAAAGUUGCCUUCCCUUUUUAAUCCUGGGAACCCUGAUGCCUUCCACAAGAAAUAUACCAUAAGUAUGGAUUUUGUAAGAAGAUUUGAACGGCAAUGUGGAUCACAGGCCAGUGUAAAAAGAUUAAGAGCACAUCCUGCCUAUCAUAGCUUCAAUAAUAAAUGGAAUUUACCUGUUUAUUUUCAAAUAAGAUUUAGAGAAAUAGCGGGAUCCCUAGAAGCAGCCCUUAUAGAUGUCCUGGAAGAUGCCCCAGCUGAAAGUCCAUAUUGCCUUCUGGCUUCUCAUAGAACAUGGAGCAGCCUUCAGAGGUGUUGGUCAGAUGAGAUGUUUCUGCCGUUGCUGGUGCACCGUCUGUGGAGACUCACUCUGCAAGUUUUGGCUCGAUACUCUGUGUUUGUCCAUGAGCUUUCACUCAGGCCCAUUUCUAAUGAAAGUGCCAAGGAGAUCAAAAAACCUUUGGUAACUGGGAGCAAAGAACCUUCUGUUACCCAAGGAAACCCUGACGACCAGGGAAGUGGUCUUUCAGAAGCGAAGCCUGUGGCUUCCAUUUCCAGCACUCAGCUGGUGCAUGCGGUUGCAGACCUGGACAGGCUUCAGGAGCAGCUUCCAGAACUCUUGGAAACAAUCAAGCCAAAACUUGAAAUGAUUGGCUUUAAGAAUUUUUCUUCUAUCUCAGCAGCCAUGGAGGACUCCCAGAGUUCCUUGUCAGCCUGUGUGCCUCCCUUGAGUAGCAAGAUCAUCCAAGAUUUGAGUGAGUCUUGCUUCAGUUACCUGAAAAAUGCCCUGGAGGUUCCCAGGCUGUACCGGAGAACCAAUAAGGAGGUCCCAACAACGGCUUCCUCUUAUGUGGACAGUGCUCUGAAGCCAUUUUACCAGCUUCAGAGUGGACACAAGGACAAGCUCAAACAAGCAAUAAUUCAGCAGUGGCUGGAAGCAGCUCUUUCUGAGAGCACUCAUAAAUACUACGAAACUGUGUCAGACGUGCUGAACUCUGUGAAGAAAAUGGAGGAGAGCCUGAAAAGGCUGAAGCAAGCCAGGAAAACCACUUCUGCCAACCCUGUGGGUCCCAGUGGCGGCAUGAGUGACGACGACAAAAUCAGGUUGCAGUUGGCCUUAGACGUUGAGUACUUAGGAGAGCAGAUACAAAAGAUGGGUCUGCAGACUGGCGACAUAAAAAGCUUCCCAGCACUUGCAGAGCUUGUUGCUGCUGCCAAAGACCUGGCCGCAGAGCAGCCUUAAGCAUCGUGGGAGGUCCUAAGGGGGAGGAGAGGUGGCCACCGGGCCUGAGGGGAGAAAGUGGCUCUGUCCUCCGCAGCCUUUAUAGCAAGAAGUGCUUCCAGCGUCGCCCAGCAACAGGCCACGAGUCUUCUCUCAGCGGAUUUGGGUCUUCCUUUGUCCCAAAAGAACACAAAAGCCUUUUUCCAUUGUAUGGAAGAUAGUUCUUAAGACGUUUGAAACUUUCUACUAUAGUUUACAGAGCAAAUUAUUUUAUUUUUAUUGUAAAUCUUAGUGUGGAAGACUGAUUUCUAAACCAUGAUUGAAGUAAGUAGAGAUGUUGAAUGUAAGACACUGUCUCCACUGUCUCCUGAGCCUGCAGUCGAAAGCCCCGGCUGCAGUGAAGCCACCGCAUUGUAGGGAAGCGCCUUCCCGGAGCUGAAGAGAGCUGUCCCCUCGCGGGCCUCCUGUCGCCCCCCACUCAGUGUAUGAGAGUGGCACUUCCAACCCUGCUCGCCACUGGGCCUCUGCCGGGACCAGGAGGAAAGAUGUGCUUCCUAAAUAAAAGACGUGUCUGCCCCGAG
Messenger RNA from Carlito syrichta (Philippine tarsier), 2698 nucleotides. RefSeq names its product component of oligomeric golgi complex 2 (gene COG2). Gene Ontology annotation, biological process: Golgi organization; protein transport; intra-Golgi vesicle-mediated transport. Gene Ontology annotation, cellular component: membrane; COG complex. NCBI's taxonomy places the organism in Eukaryota, Metazoa, Chordata, Mammalia, Primates, Tarsiidae. The record is from RefSeq and is a predicted model, not a curated record. Bases 102 to 2138 code for a protein of 678 amino acids. The transcript has 17 exons.